This is a messenger RNA of Chrysemys picta bellii (western painted turtle), 3154 nucleotides long. RefSeq names its product ERBB receptor feedback inhibitor 1 (gene ERRFI1). Gene Ontology annotation, biological process: regulation of keratinocyte differentiation; negative regulation of epidermal growth factor receptor signaling pathway. Lineage: Eukaryota; Metazoa; Chordata; Testudines; Emydidae. The record is from RefSeq and is a predicted model, not a curated record.
CGCCCCUUUAAGGCUUAUCUUAUCUCCGAGCCGUGACGGCGGGGGGCGCGGCCCGGCCGGGGGCGUGGUCUGCAGCGUUGGGCCAGUAUAAGAAGCGGCAGCGAGCCGCGGGCGGGCAGGACUGACUUGGAACUUGCUAGCGGGGUCUGAGUGCGGCGCACGCGCAGUGUCCCCCAAGGCGGGCAGGGAUAUGCGGAGCCGGGGCCCCGUCUGGGGAAUGAAAGCUGCAGGAUACCUGGCGAGAACUGUGGAUUUUUAAAGUUUGGCAACAUUGCAGAGCAAGGCACAAUGUCAACAGCAGGAAUUGCUGCUCAGGAGAUGAGCGGUCCAUUAAAGACUGGAUUUCUUCACAAUGGCCAAGGCAUAGGGAGUCUGAAAACCUGCUGGAGUGGCCACAAUGGGUUUGAAAAGACUUAUUUUAAUGUGGAACCUGUAGCAAUGGCAUAUAAUCUGAAUCCAUCAGCACAGCAAAAUUGUACAUCUGUUGGGCACAUUUCAAACCCUGUACCAACAAAUGGCUACUGCUUUACUGAAAGCUGUGUCAGGGUCCCACCUCAGAAAUCCAGCCCAUCUUCUCUUAGUCCCAAAAGUGAGAAGCUUAGUUCAAAGCAUGAAGAUCAUCUUGUUCCUAGUUUCAGCAAACUGUCGGUAACUGUGGGCUGUGUUUCUGACGAGAUCCCUCCUCAUACACCAACAAAGAGUGGGCCACCUCAGUUUUCUUCUGCAUCUUCCAGUGACCGCAGCUCUAGACCACUACCUCCACUGCCCAUUUCUGAGGACCUCUCUCCAGAUGAUGUCGAUAGAGAGGUGGAAUUCUUAACGAGUUCAGACACUGACUUUUUGUUAGAUGAUUAUGGACUUCCUCCUUUUAAAUCCAGUGCUCCAAGUAGGCGGAGCUUUAGGGGCUGCGGACAGAUCAAUUAUGCCUAUUUUGAUGCCCCAGCAGGACCGAAAUCAGAAGAUGCCAACUCUACAACUAACCUAAAUGGAUGUACACAAACCCCAUGUCCUCCUCCACAACAGCAGCAUCGGCGUUUACGAAGGUCUCAUUCAGGGCCAGCUGGAUCAUUUAAUAAACCAGUAGUGAGACUAUCUAGCCACUUAAAUAGGGCUUCUCCCAAUUCUGAUGAAGACAAACCAGAGGUCCCCCCUAGGGUUCCCAUACCUCCUAGGGCGCUCAAACCGGAUUAUAGAAGGUGGUCAGCAGAAGUCGCUUCUAGUGCAUACAGUGAUGAAGACAGGCCUCCCAAAGUGCCUCCGAGAGAACCUUUAUCACGGAGCAAUUCCCGUACACCGAGCCCUAAAAGUCUGCCAUUGUACCUCAAUGGGGUCAUGCCUCCCACACAGAGCUUUGCCCCAGAUCCUAAGUAUGUCAGCAGCAAAGCUCUACAAAGACAAAACAGUGAUGGAUCUGCGAACAGGGUCCCUUGCAUUCUUCCCAUUAUUGAAAAUGGUAAGAAGGCCAGUUCAACACACUACUAUCUGCUGCCUGAAAGGCCUUCAUAUCUGGACAAGUAUGAGAAGUUUUUCAGAGAAGCAGAAGAAAUCAGCUCAAACGCAGAAGUGAAGUCCUGGUCUGGUGACUGCACCACAGCUAUUGCCACAGCAAAGCAGGACUCAGAAGCUAGAAUGGACAUGGUUGGCCCCGUGAAACAAAAACACCUGUCUUAUGUGGUUUCUCCAUAGAUUCUUGGAACAUGAUUCACAAUAGUUGCUUAGGAUGGAGUAGAUCUUAACCAUGUUGCUAAGUUUGAGAUCCAAGGAAAGGUUCUCAAAUAAUGAAGUAAUAGAAUUCUUCCCGUUUCAGCAGAAAAGUGGGGUAUUAAUGGUAAAGUCAUCUUAUGCUGCAUAUCUCUCUGAAUUGUUUGUCUGGACUAAGCCUGUCUUGGUCUGUAUAAUGAAGACUGUAAAGUGUUUAUACAAACAUAUGGAGUAACCAUAGCCACAUUGGCCAGUUAUACACUAUCCUAGAGUAAUAUAUUUUGUAAAGGCAUAUUAAGAAAAAAUCCAGUUUUGAUGUCUAAAACCGAAAUCAGGGAAGAAAGUGCAGUACAGUAUUUUUGUUAUAUCACAGGCAUUUCCAAAAUGAUAGGCUUGGCAUUUUAAAAUCUCUUGCAGAAGAUGGCAUUGCUGGGAACAAACCCUGUUCUCUUUAGCUAGGAUGUGCUAACCUGGCUAGAAGGAAAUUGACAUCUACUUAAAGACUUGGAAGUGUAUUGGAAAGUGUUUAGACUUGUUUUUUAAUAUCUCCAAUAUUUUGAAAACUUAGUAGGAUAUAAGUAGAAUUUAGUGAAGUAGCUUCCAACAGGGGUUAGACUUCUGCUUUUUUUUAUGGUGCCUCUUGGAUUCUUUCACCCACUAACAGGCACGUGGCAGAAUUCGGCAGAUUUACCUAGCAGAGACUUGGACCAGCUACUGCUAACCUUCACCCAUUGUUAUCUCCUUAAGAGGUCCAAGGAAUGCAUGUUAGUGUCCUAAAAUUGACAGGGGAAAGAGAUCUAUCCAUAAUUGCUAGUAAAUGGACAGCAAUGACUACAUCCUUAUCUAGUAUACAAAUUCCUGACUGUAUUAUAAACAGAAACACAACACAAGCUGGUCUUGUGUUCUGGUUUCUAUUCAGUAUUUUCUGGUUGUGUGGUCUUUUUGUUUUGUUUUGUUUUUGGUAAAUUAAACAUGAUUCCAUUUACAAACCGUGUCAGUCACAUCUACCUUUGCUUCAAAUACUGCUUCUUUCUGUUUCCGUUUCCCCCAUCCCCCCAUAGUCUGCCUCACUGUUCCAUUUAGGUCCGGGGAGAUGCAACACUUGUGCAUUAGCUGUUUCUUGUGCAUACUUCCACAUAUUUAUCCUUUUAUAGAUAAGCACAGGAGAAGAGGUGCUCAUUAAUGGAGGUCCAUUACUAUAAUGUUCUCCUCCUCACAGAAAUGAACAAGCUGUUUACAGUUUAAACUGCUGAAUGAGCUAUUUGAGCUAUUUUAAAGCUUACUUAUGUUUUAGUACAAACUAAAUGAAGGUGAAAUACAUGCUAUAGAAAAUGCACUGAUAUUUCUGCAUCAUGUGUACAGUAUUGAACAAAAGGAUUUUAUUCACUUUGUUUUAUUUUGAAUAUUGUCAUGUCUUGAAUUUAAUAAAGUUAUAAUAUACUUAUUUAUGAUA